AUGGGAAGCUACGAACCUAUUGUCUGCGAGCCGAAGCAGAGCUUCAAGACACCAUGGAUCGAAACGCCCCUGGUCGAGAGCGCCUGCCUUUCUCGGGCCGCCGGAUGUAGGAUCUUUUUGAAGCUGGAGAAUGUCCAACCCAGUGGUUCUUUCAAAUCCCGUGCAAUGGGCAAUCAGAUUCUUUCACACCUUUACAAGCCGGAGAAUGCCGGCCGCCCUGUACAUUUCUAUGCCUCGUCCGGUGGAAACGCCGGACUUGCAGCCGUCUGCGCUGCCCGCAGCCUGGGAUAUCCAUGCACAGUCGUGGUCCCCACCUCCACAAAGCCUUUGAUGAACUUCUUCGAGGCCGUCAUCAUGAAGAAGAGCUCCGGAAACGACGAGAAUGUCGCCAAGAUAGCCCUACACCCAUUCGACAACGAGCCUAUCUGGCAAGGAAACAGCACGAUCAUUGACGAGCUCGAGAAGCAACUACCUCCGGCCGCCAACGCCGAAGAAGAGGAAGUUUACCGCGGGCGGGCGCUCCCUCUGGAUGCCGUUCUGUGUAGUGUCGGCGGCGGCGGUCUUCUGAACGGCCUGGUCAUGGGCCUCGAGAAGCGACGACCCCAAAAACUCCAGAAUGCUCCUGCCACCACUAAACCCAUCAACAUUCUCGCCAUCGAAACGGACGGCACCGACUCCUUGGCCGCCGCCAUCGCUUCCAACUCCCUCGUCUCCCUUCCUAAGAUCACAUCCCAAGCCACUUCCUUGGGCGCCAUUCGUGUAUCGGAAACCACUUUCCAAUACGCCGUAGCUCCCCCGCCGGGAAUCAAAGUGCACAGCGCCGUCCUCACAGAUGCCGAGGCCGCCCGAGGCUGUCUCCGCCUCGUCGACGAUGAACGGUUCCUCGUUGAACUGGCCUGCGGUGUGUGUAUCGAAGCGGCCAUCGGCGAUGCUGCCACCGCUACCCCUGCUUCGGCGAAUCCCGUGGCCGUGGGCCAAAGCCCCAAGAAACGAAAGAGGGGCUCCAAUGAUACUGGCCACCGUGAUGAGGGUUACGGAGACGACCGAUUGUCGUCGACGGAGAAUGAUAAUGAAACGGACCCCGAGCCUGAGGCGGAGUCGAAGAUGAAGCAGCUUAUCCCUGACCUCAACGAAAACAGUCGGGUUGUCAUCGUCGUUUGUGGAGGGUCCAAUGUCACUAUUGAGACCGCUGGCGAGUGGCGGAAGUUGCUGGCUGAGGGUUGGGUUUGA
This is a messenger RNA of Penicillium maclennaniae, 1230 nucleotides long. RefSeq names its product putative L-serine dehydratase. Gene Ontology annotation, molecular function: pyridoxal phosphate binding; L-serine ammonia-lyase activity; threonine deaminase activity. Gene Ontology annotation, biological process: L-threonine catabolic process; L-serine catabolic process. NCBI's taxonomy places the organism in Eukaryota, Fungi, Ascomycota, Eurotiomycetes, Eurotiales, Aspergillaceae. The transcript has 4 exons. Bases 1 to 1230 code for a protein of 409 amino acids. The record is from RefSeq and is a predicted model, not a curated record.